AGGGACCAUGCCGUCCCAAGUUCAAGGAUAAAACCCAUCCGGCCCUGGUGCCAUCAUAUUCCAUCUCCAGAGUCUUCCUCCACCAUUGGGACUCCUCCCUGCUGAAAAGCAGACUAACAGCAAGGGCACAAAAGCCAUGCUAUUACAUAGCACCCUGGUGAAGCAGAGGAAGCAGCCAGGAUCAGCCAUCAUGAAGGAAAGCCACAGAAAUGAUGCAGAGGGCAUGGAUCUGGGCAAAAAAGUCAGCAUCCCCAGAGACAUCAUGUUGGAAGAACUGUCUCAUCUCAGUAAUCGUGGUGCCAGACUGUUUAAGAUGCGUCAAAGAAGAUCUGACAAAUAUACAUUUGAGAAUUUCCAAUAUGAGUCUAGAGCACAAAUAAACCACAAUAUUGCUAUGCAGAAUGGGAAACUGGAUGGCAGUCCCAUGGAAGCUGCUUUACAGCAAGCACCCCUGACUCCCCCCAACACCCCAGAUCCACGAAGCCCUCCAAAUCCAGAGAGCAUUGCACCAGGAUAUUCUGGGCCCCUGAAGGAAAUUCCCCCUGAAAGAUUCAACACCACCGCUGUCCCUAAGUACUACCAGUCCCCCUGGGAACAGGCCAUCAGUGAUGACCCGGAGCUCUUGGAGGCUUUGUACCCUAAACUUUUCAAGCCUGAGGGAAAGGCAGAACUACCCGAUUACAGGAGCUUCAACAGAGUUGCUACCCCAUUUGGAGGUUUUGAAAAAGCAUCCAAAAUGGUCAAAUUCAAAGUUCCAGAUUUUGAGCUACUACUGCUAACAGAUCCCAGGUUCAUGGCCUUUGCAAAUCCUCUUUCUGGAAGACGGUCCUUUAAUAGGACUCCGAAAGGGUGGGUAUCUGAGAAUAUUCCCAUUGUGAUAACCUCGGAGCCUGCAGAGGAUGCCGCCAUGCCAGAAUCAGAAGACCUCUGA
Messenger RNA from Dipodomys ordii (Ord's kangaroo rat), 931 nucleotides. RefSeq names its product myozenin 2 (gene Myoz2). The record is from RefSeq and is a predicted model, not a curated record. The transcript has 6 exons. Bases 137 to 931 code for a protein of 264 amino acids. NCBI's taxonomy places the organism in Eukaryota, Metazoa, Chordata, Mammalia, Rodentia, Heteromyidae. Gene Ontology annotation, molecular function: actin binding; telethonin binding; FATZ binding. Gene Ontology annotation, cellular component: Z disc; actin cytoskeleton.